Messenger RNA from Vicia villosa (hairy vetch), 2366 nucleotides. RefSeq names its product protein PSK SIMULATOR 3-like. The coding region runs from base 210 to 2057 and encodes 615 amino acids. The record is from RefSeq and is a predicted model, not a curated record. The transcript is spliced from 2 exons. NCBI's taxonomy places the organism in Eukaryota, Viridiplantae, Streptophyta, Magnoliopsida, Fabales, Fabaceae. Gene Ontology annotation, biological process: positive regulation of growth.
UCUCUCUCUCUCUCUCUCUCUCUCUCUCUCUCUCUCUCUCUCUGCUUCUCAAUUUCUCAACUUUGUUUGCAUUUCAUUCCAAUUUCCAUGUGCACCUUCCCAUCCCAUUUCCUUCAUCUCCCACAUGGCUACUUCUGCUUUUCUCUGAUCGAGCUAUGACAAAGAAAUCGCCUUAAAGAGGAUAGUUUCUUGCCAUUUCUAGAUAAGCAAUGGUUGCGGAGUCAUGGUUUCGUAAUCUCUGGAGGGCUCCUCGGAAGCAUGAUGCUAACUCCGGGGAGGUGAUUGGAGUAUUAGCAUUUGAAAUAGCGAGCUUGAUGUCCAAGCUUGUUAAUUUAUGGCAAUCGCUGAGUGAUAAACAGGUUGCGAGGUUGAGAGAAGAGAUUGCAAAUUCAAUUGGCAUAAGAAAGCUUGUUUCGGAUGACGAUCAUUUUAUUGAACGAUUGAUCUGUAUGGAGAUAGUCGAGAAUAUGGCACAUGUGGCCGAGUCCGUGGCUAGGCUUUCUAAGAAAUGCAACGAUCCGAUUUUGAAAGGUUUUGAAAGUACCUUUUAUGGGUUUAUCACUACGGGUACGGAUCCGUAUGGGUGGGAAUUCACUAGCAAGAAGAUGGAAAGAAAGAUUAAAAAGAUGGAAAAAUUUAUAUCGACUAAUGCAAGUCUGUAUCAAGAGAUGGAGGUGCUUACUGAGCUGGAGCAAACUCUUGCGAGAGUGAAGCCUAAUGGUGAGUCGGAUGGUGUAAGUUUAAGCGAGUAUCAGAAGAAAGUUGCAUGGAAGAAACACGAGGUGAAAAGCUUGAGGGAUAUUUCUCUAUGGAACAGGACAUAUGAUUACACAAUACAUCUUUUGGCUAGAUCGUUAUUCACAAUAUUUUGUAAGAUCAACCAUGUAUUCGGAAUUCAAGAGAUGGUAGAUGAUGGUGGAAACAAUAACUCGAGUGUCUUAGAUUCCGAGAGCAUUUAUAGAAGUCAAUCAGUCUCUGCGUUAUUUCAAUCUUCAUUCGAUCCAUCACAGAAUCAUAUUGCCCGAUUUUCUUCAGGACCUCUUAAUAAUAUUACGAGAUCAGGUCCAAUUGUUAGAGCAAAUAAAGCCAGCGUUACUCAUUCGGGUCCAAUGGUUAGAACAAAUAAAACCAGCGUUUCUCAUUCAGGUCCCCAUGGCGACUCAUCCACAAAGUCGGGCCCAAUUUUAGGAAAGCAUACAGGUGUCAGUUUUUACUCGGGUCCCCUUGGAAGGAAUGCGAAUCAAUCGGUUCCACUUAGUAGAACAAAAAAAAUGAGCAAGAUUUGGAACUUUUAUAAACACUCUACUGGCAUAACUGGGAAGGAAACUCACACAAGACACAGUCGAAUGACUCAAGUAGGACCUUUCAAAGGAUGUAUGGCUUGGGACAGUUCUUCCAUCAUUGACUGUCAUUCAAGUGCAAGCGGUGUUCACAACGGGGUUCAGAAUCCCAGAGACGCUAAUUCAAACCUUCUCAGUCUUGGCAAAGUAGUUCAUCAUACUCAAUCAGUUUUCAAAUCUAUGUGCAAGCUUUUAAAUCCUCCGCCUGAAACCCUUGGCGCUGCUGCUUUAGCACUUCACUAUGCAAAUGUUAUAAUUGUGAUUGAGAAGCUAGCAGCUUCUCCGCACUUGAUAGGUCUUGAUGCAAGAGAUGACAUGUACAACAUGUUACCGAGACGUGUGAGAAUCGCCCUCAAAGCCAAAUUAAAACCAUUUACCAAGGCCAUGGCGUCGUCAUCAGUCUACGACACGAGUCUCGCAGGAGAAUGGAACGAAGCAAUGUCAAGCAUAUUGGAAUGGUUGGCACCGCUUGCUCAUAACAUGAUAAGAUGGCAAACUGAGAGGAGUUUUGAGCAACAGAGCUUUGUUUCACGAACGAACGUGCUGCUGGUUCAAACGCUUUACUUUGCGAAUCAAGAAAAGACAGAAGAAAUCAUCACUGAGCUUCUCGUGGGUCUGAAUUAUGUCUGCAAAUAUGGCAGGGAGCUCAAUGCAAAAUCUCUGGCCGAGUGCGGCAGUUUUAGGGUUGGCAAUGAAUAUCUUAAUCUGAAUAUAUAAAGAUCAACUGUGUUUCUUGAAUUAACAGAUGAAAAUGAAAUGGUAGAUGAAGUAUGGAAGAAAUAACUACAUACUCAUUAUCAUGGAAGUUUAGUAUCAGAAUGUGUUUCUGGUGAGGAUUUUUUUCGUUGUUUUUGAAUAUUUAUCGAUUAUUUAUCGUUGAUUUUUUCGAUAAGUUUCAAGUUAUUAGAACUAGAAGUUUCAAGUUUUUUCGAUUAUUUGAAGUUACUAAAUGGUGUGUAGGGUGUGCAUAUCUAUGAACAUCAUUAUUUGUUCAAUUGUAUAGUGCGAUCACACAUGAUUAUUGUU